AUGAAAUCACCUGUUCGUAAAGAAAAGAAACAUCAAACUCACAAUCCUACAUUACAAUAAGAUUAAUUCCAAUAGAAAUUAUUAUAUCCAGGAUAGAUUGUAGCAGGAAGAUUUAAAUUAAUUGAGAAAGUCGGAUAAGGUAGUUUUGGAUCGAUUUUUAAGACUGAAAACAUAGAGACAGGUGAAAUAUGUGCAACUAAAUUUGAAAAGAGAGAGUCAGCAAAAAAUAGUAUGAGUUUACUAAUUAGAGAAAUAAAGAUUUUAUUAGUAUUAAAAGGGAUUACAGGUAUUUAAAGUUAUUAUGCAAGGUUUUCCAUAGAUUUUACAUUAUGGAAGAGAUGAGAAUUAUAAUUUCUUUAUGAUUACAUAUUUGGGUUAGAAUUUAGAGUACUUGAUUAGAAAAACUAAGAAGUUUUCAUAGAUUAAUUGUUUAAGAAUAGGAUUAUAAUUACUGGAAAGAGUGGAAUAAUUACAUUAGAAGAAUUUAAUUCAUAGAGAUUUGAAACCAGAAAAUAUAGUGAUAGGAUGGUAGGAUAUUGAUAUUGUUUAUUUGAUUGAUUUUGGAUUGUCAAAAUUUUAUAAGGAUAAUCAAGGAAAUCAUAUUCCAAUGAUAGAAAAGAAAGGAAUCAUUGGUACUGCCAGAUAUGCAAGUAUUGGAGCACAUUUAGGUGAUAAAUAUUGAAUGUAAUUUUAGGUAGAGAGUAAUCUAGAAAAGAUGACUUAGAAUCUUUGGCAUAUGUACUCAUAUAUCUGAAUAAAGGGAAAUUACCAUGGAUGAAUUUACCUAUCUAAGAUAAAACAAUAAAAUAUAGUAAAAUACUUGAAUAAAAAUAAACAAUCUCUCAUGAAAAGUUAUGUGAUAAUCUACCUAAAUGUUAUUAUUUAUUAUUGUAACAUGCUAAAUCUAGAGAAUAUACUGAAUAACCUAAUUAUGCAUAUAUUAAAGAAUAAUUUUCAAAAGCAUUAGGUGAUUUAGAAUAAAUUGAUACUAUUUCUUUUGAUUGGGAAAAGUUACCUGAAUUAAAAUCUAAAAAAUCAAGAAAAUCUAAUUCAUAAAAAAAACCUAGUGAAAAAAAACCUAAAAUUUCUAUUUCUAAAGAACAUUCAAUAAUACAAGAACAUAAACAAUAAAUUUAAUUACCUUCUUUAUAAAUAAUUUAAUAAACUCAACAAAAAAGUCAGGUUUCCUUUCUCAAUGUGCCUGAUCUAGAAAGUUAAUCUCCAGAUACAGGACUUGAAAGAAAAAGCAGAGGGGUAUUUUAUAAUUAAUCAUUCAGUACCUAAGUAGAGGUAGUGCAGGGACUACUAGGUUGAUGAAUUAUGAUCUUAGUUAAAUUGAAGAAGACCAAAAUGAUGGAGACAAUUAGAAUCAUAUACCUUUUCUUAAUUCAAAAAAAUAGAGAAAAGAUCUAAAGAGUUUUUCUGUUAUGACAGAAAAUUAAGUCUUAAAACUUACAUCUUUUUGUAAACAAGCUGGUAAAAUUAUUGAAGAAUAAUAAAUUCAAGAAGUCAAUCAAUUUUAUGGAUCAUUUGAUAAUUUAGAUCUUAUUGCAAAUGAUGAAAUCAAUAUUUAAUUUAAAAAUAUUGGAGCUUUUUCCUUUAAAAAACAUUGA
Molecule: messenger RNA, 1613 nt
Organism: Paramecium primaurelia
Lineage: Eukaryota; Ciliophora; Oligohymenophorea; Peniculida; Parameciidae
Source: the annotation of a GenBank genome assembly